Pygocentrus nattereri (red-bellied piranha) is the source of this 4503-nucleotide messenger RNA. It is a transcript of the gene bcas3, whose product is annotated as BCAS3 microtubule associated cell migration factor. Gene Ontology annotation, molecular function: protein binding. Lineage: Eukaryota; Metazoa; Chordata; Actinopteri; Characiformes; Serrasalmidae. Bases 126 to 2903 code for a protein of 925 amino acids. Gene Ontology annotation, cellular component: cytoplasm. The record is from RefSeq and is a predicted model, not a curated record. Gene Ontology annotation, biological process: autophagy; response to starvation. The transcript has 25 exons.
UCUCUGUUUAGUUAGCUGAAUUCAAGCCCAGCGUCCCGGGUUUGUAUAACUGUCACCGGAGUUCGUGUUUAUGUGUCCUGCUCGUACUGUGUUGGGUUUAGAACUGAGAUACAGGCUGGUUCACCAUGGCAUCCGACUCCCCGCGCAGACCAAGUCGCUGUGCUGGAGGGGUUGUAGUACGAGCACAGGCUGCUACGGAGCAGUCUUACAUGGAAAGUGUUGUGACUUUUUUGCAAGAUGUGGUUCCUCAGGCGUACACUGGGGCUCCUCCAACGGAUGAAAAAGAAAAGAUCAUUUGGGUUCGGUUUGAAAAAGCAGACAUCAAUGAUGUGGCCCGCUCACCAGAGUUCCUGGAGAUGCAUGGCAGUGGUGCUGACCCGCCUCUGUGUCUGAUGAUUGGUUAUGCAGAUGGAAUGCAGAUUUGGAGCAUAUCACUGAGCGGAGAAGCCCAGGAGCUGUUCUCAGUGAGGCAUGGUCCUGUGCGAACUGCUCGGAUCCUCCCAGCACCUCAUAUCAGUCCCCUCAAGACUGACAGUUUUGCAGAGAAGAGGCCCCUCCUCGGUGUGUGCAAGAGCACAGGAUCCUCAGGGACGAGCCCCCCGUAUUGCUGUGUGGACCUGUAUUCUCUUAGGACAGGAGAGAUGGUCAAGUCCAUUCAGUUUAAAACACCAAUUUAUGACCUACACUGCAACAAAAGGAUUCUUGUCGUCAGUCUUCAAGAGAAGAUAGCUGCUUUUGACAGCUGCACUUUCAUGAAAAAAUUCUUUGUCACAAGCUGCUACCCAUGUCCUGGUCCUAACUUCAACCCAAUAGCUUUAGGAGGUCGAUGGUUGGCCUAUGCAGAGAACAAGCUGAUCCGGUGUCAUCAGUCUCAUGGCGGGGCCUGUGGAGAUAAUGCCCAGUCCUACACUGCCACUGUCAUAAGUGCUGCCAAAACUCUAAAAACAGGGCUAACUAUGGUGGGAAAAGUAGUGACCCACCUUGCAGGCACACUGCCCUCGGGAGCACCAGAUGAGGAGAGCACUGCUCACAGCACCACACGCCGCAGCCCUCACCAGCCCGGCGUGGUCACCAUCAUAGACACGCACACUGUUGGAGAAGGACAGGUGCUUGUAAGUGAAGACUCUGAUGGAGAAGGAGUGGUUGCUCAUUUUCCAGCUCAUGAUAAACCCAUAUCCUGCAUGGCAUUCAACCCAAGUGGUAUGUUGCUGGUGACUGCUGACACACUAGGACAUGAUUUUCACGUCUUUCAAAUCCUGACUCACCCAUGGGCAUCCUCUCAGAGUGCAGUUCAUCACCUGUACACUCUGCACAGGGGAGAGACUGAGGCAAAGGUACAGGACAUCUGCUUUAGUCAUGACUGCCGCUGGGUGGUGGUCAGCACCCUGCGCGGUACCUCACACGUUUUCCCCAUCAACCCGUACGGCGGUGCCCCGUGCGCCCGCACUCAUCUGUCUCCACGCGUGGUAAACCGCAUGAGCCGCUUUCAGAAGAGUGCCGGCCUGGAAGAAAUUGAGCAGGAGCUGAGUAGCAAGCAGGGUGGUCGCUGCAGCCCCAUUCCUGGCCUGUCCAGCAGCCCCUCUGGCUCUCCUCUACACGCUAAACUUACCAGUCAAGAAUCAUACAACAACUUCACCAACAACAACAUGGGGAAUCCACGGCUGUCUCCUCUGCCAAGCCUGACUGUCGUACUGCCACUGGCUCAGAUCAAGCAGCCUAUGACCCUGGGCACCAUCACUAAGCGCACAGGACCCUACCUCUUUGGGGCAGGAUGUUUUUCCAUUAAAACUCCAUGUAAAGCCAAGCCACCUCCCCAGAUCUCUCCGAGUAAGUCCAGUGGAGGGGAAUUUUGUGUGGCUGCAGUUUUUGCCUCUUCCCGUUCCUGGUUCAUCACCAACCCCAACAUGAAGAGAGAGAAAGAUCAGUCCCGUCAGGCUGUCGUGGAUUCUCUCUAUAUUGUGAGCUGCUAUGGUAACCUGGUGGAGCAUGUGCUGGAGCCUCGUCCAAUCAGCACAGCACAAAAGAUAGGGGAUGACACGCCUUUGGAGCUGAACACCUGUCCGAGGGCCUGCUGGAAUCUGGCCAGAACACCACAGUGGAAUGAGCUACAACCUCCUUUCAACAGCAACCACCCAUUGGUGCUGGCUUCAGACUUGGUGCAAUACUAUCAAUACCUCUUGGCUGGCUUGAUGCCUCCAGGAAGCCCUGGGCCCAUCACCAGGCACGAGUCCUACGACAGUCUUGCCUCUGACCACAGUGGCCAGGAGGACGAAGAAUGGCUCUCUCAGGUGGAGAUAGUGACCCAUACUGGUCCUCACAGACGGCUGUGGAUGGGCCCUCAGUUCCAGUUUAAGACCAUUCACCCCUCAGGCCAGACCACAGUCAUCUCCUCCAGCUCAUCUGUUCUGCAGUCACAGGGCCCCAGUGACACCCAGCAGCCCCUACUCGACUUUGACACUGAUGACCUGGACUUGCACAGCCUCAGGAUUCAACCAGUGCGCUCUGAGCCAGUGAGCAUGCCCGGCUCUUCUCGGCUGGUGACCGAACGCAGAGGCCAGGCUACUGUCAUUGAUACCGGCUCAGGCACGUUCGACCGCAGUGUGACCCUGCUGGAGGUGUGUGGCAGCUGGCCUGAGAGUUUCGGCCUGCGUCACAUGUCCUCUGUGGAUACCACAGAGGAGGGCCUGAGGGAGAGGCUGGCCGAAGCCAUGUCCGAGUCACCCAGCAGAGACAUUGUGGGCUCCGGAACAGCAGAGCUGCAGAGAGAGGGGAGCAUAGAGACUCUCAGCAACAGCUCCGGUUCCACCAGCGGCAGCAUUCCUCGCAACUUUGAAGGCUACCGGUCUCCUCUCCCCACCAACGAGAGCCAGCCACUCAGCCUGUACCCCACCGCCUUCCCCUAAACAUAGUCCUCACCUCCCAUCCCAUUACAGAGGCUUUCCUUGCUCCUCCAGCCAUGCCUGGACUGGUUGGUGUGGUGUGCAGUGUUGACUCUUUCCUUCAACCAAACCAGCCCUCUAGUGAUGAAGAGUGAAAAAUCCUCCCAAACUCAGCUUGGAGAGAAGACGAGACCUGCACGCAGGUGUUCACUGAACGACUGACUUGAUUCUGACUUGUAUUACAAACAUGGUUAGUGUGAUGCAGUUUGUGUGCGACAGAGAGAGAGAAUGUGAGAGACAGUGACAUGUUGAUAUAUCAGAUAUAAAGGCUGUCAUUUUGCCCCUUCUCUUAAACAUAUGACAUGACUUCAUUCAGAAAUCUUCUUCGUGUGUACACAUGAACAUUCAUGUGCCAAUACAUACAUGGGUUUUUGGUUUAUAUUCAUACAGUAACUUUGUGUACGUGUUGUUAUUCAACACGUUAUACGUGUCUUGAUUACGUCUCAAGUGAUAUGUUUAAGUUGUGAGGUCAUGAGACAUUACAUUUUACCCAGUUCUUUGAUUGCAGUCAUAGUUUCAAAGCUUCUCGAUCCCAUUUAAAUGAACUGCCUUUACAUCAUGCUUAUUUACAAUAUUUGUGUUAAAGGCCGAAGUCACACAGAUAAGUAAAGACAGAUAGUACACAAAUAAAAGCACAUUUAUUUCUGAUCUGAAUAUUUUACAUGUGUUUUAGAAGACAUUGCCUUUGACAAAUACGUUGAAUUAUAAUGUUUCCAGUCUAAAACUCUUACAUACCGUUUUACUUCACACUAAAUUAUUUACCACAUAUUUGAUUCUGAUUUGAACCUGUUACUCCAUUUUUUUUUUCAUUUUGGCUUUAAAAAUAUGUAUAGUUUCUAGUUUGCAUGGAGUAUGUCCUACAUUACCUUUUAAAUUUUCAGCAGAUUUUAAAUUUGUUUCCUCGAGAAGGAACAUAGAUUUAGCAUUAUUUUCUCUUCAUCUUUCAGUAUAUGCUUUUGUAGAUGAUGAGUGAAUGUCAUUUAGCCAAUCUUCUGCUAAAACCUCUUUAUCCAGGCAACUGUUGAUGCAUGUGAGAUGUCUGCCCACUGCCUGUAAGGUUAUAUAUUUAGAGAGAAAUAAUAAUUGUGUAGCAAAUCUCUCUCAUUCACAUGCUGUUAUAUAUUAGUCUUGCUCUUUAAGACUUUCUCUUCAACUCAACUGGACAAAUGUAAAGGAACUGCGUUGAUAUCGAUGUAACGGCUAUCAGCUCAACUUGUAGAUUAAAGACAUGAAGGCUAUUAUGGUUGCAUUGGCCAGCAUAGUGCAUGUAGCAGAUGUGAAGUGCAUGUGAUGAGGAUGGAUUUUCGGCCUGCUCUCUAAAUGAUUUACAAAGGGCAAAAUGGGCAUGACUGUAUCUCUGUGAAUUCGUUGCACAUGCUUUUUAUGGACUGUAAUACGCUUUUGUAAAACUCUGAGUUAAUCUUUUUGUUGAUUAUAAAUCUGUGCAAUUGAGAUCUGCUGGGUGUCCACUGGUUUGUAUCUGUUUUCUUGAAAAGAUGAGCAUUAUAUCUGUUUACAGGUAUCGACAAAUCAUCAAAAUAUAUUGAACCCCAAAGGCUGUAAA